Corticium candelabrum is the source of this 1362-nucleotide messenger RNA. RefSeq names its product zinc finger protein 862-like. NCBI's taxonomy places the organism in Eukaryota, Metazoa, Porifera, Homoscleromorpha, Homosclerophorida, Plakinidae. The record is from RefSeq and is a predicted model, not a curated record. The transcript has a single exon. Bases 1 to 1362 code for a protein of 453 amino acids.
AUGUCCAGUAGCAGCAGUGAGUCUGAUUCGUGUAGCGAGAAUGACGCUGUAGCGACUACAGAAGCUAACCGUAAUAGGCUAGGUACUGUCGAUUUGAACACACCAAAAUCACUGCAGAAAGUCAGCUCUACACAAAAGAAGACGAAACAACAAAGCAUGUUUGCUUUUGUUGCAAAGAAGGAUCUGACAGCAACUGCAGCUAGUGAGUAUUUGACCAAAACUUCCAGAAUGACUGUUUCUACUCCUGCAAGCAAGAAGGCUAGUUAUGAUGCAGUCUAUGAUGCUGAAACACGAAGAAGACAAUUUGUCCCAAGUUGGAAAGAUCGAUUUCCUUGGCUGCAGUUGUGUGUAGAAGAAAUAGGAAGUGAUGGAAACGUGCGUUCCGAUUUCAUGAGAUGCAAAUUGUGUUGUAAGCACUCUUUAUAUGCAGAUAACCGAAGUCCUUUUGUUUUGGGGACCACAAAGUUUAGAAUAGACCCUAUUAAAAAGCAUAGUGUUUCGAAACAGCACUUGGCAUGCGUCCACGCUGAACACAUGAGCUGUCAGCAAGCAGCAGAUGCUGAAACUACAGCAAUUGGGUCAGGUAUUCCGCGCCUCCAUGAAGCGGAACGACAACGAUACAGAUGUCUGUUUCGAACAGCUCAUGCUGUUGCCAAAAGAUAUAAACCCUUUGUCGACUAUGAAUACAUAUGCAAGCUACAAAUUUUGAAUGGCGUUGAUUUGGGUAAGAAUUAUUUGCACGAAAAGGCUGCAGCCAAGUUUAUCAAGUAUGUGGCUGAUGAGAUCAGACUGACAACAGCUCGUGCUCUGGUUGAACAUCGAUACGUCUCGGUAAUAAAUGAUGGAUCAACAGAUUUAACUGUGAUAGAGCAAGAGAUGGUUAUGGUACGAUACGUUGAACUUUCUAGUUGUCAACCUGUAACGAAGUUGGCUGCCUUGGUAGACCUGAAGCACGCCAACGCAGAUGGAGUGUAUUCAGCUUUGCAAACAGGCCUGAAGCAUGUUGUGAAUGAUGAUCUCCCCGAUGCUCUAAGUAUUGUUUGCGGCAAUUUUGAUGGUGCUGCUGUCAUGAUGGAGGCUCGCAAUGGUGUCAAGGCUAAGCUCAUUUGUGACCAUCCCUGUGCUACAAUAGUACAUUGUGUUGCACACAAACUGGAAUUGGCUGUUCUCGACGCGGUUAAGAAAACGUGUUAUCUUGAUGAGUUUGAAGAACCUCAAAGGAAAUUAUUAAGCUUAAGCAUUAUUCCCCUAAACGACGACGGGAACUGUGACAAGUUGCGGAUACUCUUUUUGAAGAUGAUCUCAAGUCAUUCUCCGACAUCAAACAGAUCAGAUGGAUUGUCAGCAAAGAGCGAGCUCUAA